AUGAGCGAGAAGAAGUCUUUGGAGCAGGCUGCGUUGCCACACACCGAGAUGGCGGUGACUACGGCUGGCGAUCUUCCGCCACAUGUGGCUGCCAUAUUCGAGGAGUUCAAGGGGGAGAAGCACACUCGACUUAUGCGCAAGUUGGAUUAUCAUCUCAUUCCGAUUAUUGCGUUGCUUUAUCUCAUGUCCUACAUUGACCGUGGCAACAUUGGAAACGCGAGGCUCGCCAACCUGGAAAAGGACUUGAAUAUGACUGGAGACCAAUACAACGUGGCGCUCACCUGCUUCUUUGUCACGUAUGUGGUCUUCGAAGUGCCCGCGAACAUGGCUCUGAAGUUCCUCUCGCCCAAAGUCUGGAUCCCUUUCCUUGCACUCAUCUGGGGCACCACCAUGACGCUCAUGGGUAUUGUGCACAACUACCAGGGGUUGUUGGCGGCAAGACUCUUCUUGGGUGUCACUGAGGCUGGCAUCUUCCCCGCUUGUGCCUAUUACAUCACCUGCUGGUACACUCGACACGACGCCAUGUACCGGACGGCGUUAUUCUAUGCUACAGCAUCUCUUGCUGGUGCAUUCUCCGGCCUCCUCGCCUUCGCUAUCUCCCUCAUGGAAGGAAUCGGCAAGCUUGCCGGCUGGCAGUGGAUUUUCAUUCUCGAAGGCAUUGUUACAGUCGUCGUUGGAGCUUUUGCCUACUUUUUCAUUCACAACGGCCCGGAGGAGGUCAAAUGGCUGACCGAGAGGGAGAGGGAAUACGUCAAGUACCUGCUCGCAUACGACGGCAACAUGUCUGGUAUGGGCAGGUCCGAGGACGGAUCCAAGCGCAAAUACAUCAAGGAGGCCUUCUUGUGCCCGCAGGUUUACACCGGCGCUGCCAUGUUCAUGGGUAUCGCCGUUGCUACCUAUGGCCUGGUGUUUGGAUUACCUACGAUUAUCUCGACCUUGGGUUAUACCAACCGAAAAGCCCAGCUCAUGACUAUCCCGCCUUAUGUCACCGCUUGCAUCCUGACCAUCAUUGUCGCACACUAUUCCGAUAGGCUGAGGCAGCGUGGCCAAUUCAUCUUCUGGUCAUUGGUUCUGUCUGCCAUCGGCUUUCUCAUGGCUAUCUUCACCGCGGACAAGCCUGACAAGGCGGGAGUGACCUACGCCGGCUGUUUCCUGGCUUGCUGUGGUUUCUUCCCCGCCUUCCCAGGUACCAUCUCCUGGCUUGCCAACAACGUUGCCGGUCCCUACAAGCGAGCCAUGGCAAUGUCGCUCCAAAUUGCCAUCGGCAACACGGGAGGCAUCAUUGGUUCCAACAUCUACCUUGUGAGGGAGAAGCCGGCCUACCACACCGGCUACGGCAUCUCGCUGGGAUUCAUUGGAAUUGGGUUGAUUGCUGUGGCCGUCAAUUACUUCUGGCUGAACUCGGUGAACAAGAAGCGCGAGCACUACAUCAGUGAGAACGGAGGCGUGGACGGCGUGAUCGAGAAGCAUGGAGAUGUCUCGUUGACGGAAAUGGGAGACAAGAGCUACCUCUUCAAGUACACUCUUAGACAUGAUGCUGUCUACGCGCACCUGGCUCUGCGCGACCCAAAGUCGAUCCGAGUCUUUGACCUCCAGCCAUACCACCAAGAGUUUCCGGAUGCCAUCAUCUCCGGCACGCUCCGCGUCGUGGACCUGGCUACAAGCCCGCAUUACGUGGCGCUGUCGUAUGUCUGGGGCACAUCGUCAAGCCCCGCUCGAAGAAUCGCCUGCGGAGCGCACUCGGUGGCCGUCACCGACAACCUGUGGGACGCGCUCGACUCGCUGCGCCGGGACCCGCAGCGGGAAGACAGAGGCAGAAACAGCGAUGGGUCCAUCACGCUCUGGAUCGAUGCUCUCUGCAUCCAUCAGAGCAACCAGCAGGAAGUGGCGAGCCAGAUCCACCUCAUGGGCGACAUCUAUGCGUCCUCUUCGUCCCUGUGCAUCUGGCUAGGCAAAGACACGCCGCUGUCCGACAAAGCUGUGGACUUUAUGCAGCGGGUCGGGUGGCAAGAUCUCUUUGAGAAAGAAGGCGAAUACUUCUACCGCAUGCCAACUAGCAAGACUCGAUGGACGUUGGCGCUGCUGGAGUUCACAAAGAUCCUGGCAAUGGCGUUGAGGCUUGGGAGGGCGCCGAAACGAAGCUGGAACGCAUCCCUUGACGAGACCGAUGAGAUUCUGAGAAAUGUUUGGACCCGACGCAUGUGGACUUUGCAAGAAGCCUCCAUGAGUCCCCAUCCCUGGAUCUGCUACGGAAGGCGCCGGCUCAGCUGGCGCAACGUGCUCUACGCAACUCAAUACUUGAAUUGGGCGCCGGGCAACUUGGAGGAUUUCAACACUGGAUUCCGCAAGACCGACUACGAAGCUUGGUUCCGGAUAGCCUCCAUGUGGGUUUCCAUAACGCAACCCCCGAGGGAUGGCUACUGGGAUAGGCCGAGCGGGCUCCGAGGGCCCGAAGUAGUCCUGCGGGACUACGUGAACUUUCUUCAUGGAAUACACACACGCACGCAGUUCCUUCUCAGACUCGGCACCUAUGUCUUCACUGCGUCGGUAUGGAUCACAGCCAUGUGCUGCGUGAGCCUCAUUCCCGGGAUCCCCUCGCACCGGGUCUACAUCGCACAAAUUGUGCUCGGUGUAUGGUUUGGCCUCUACUCUCUAGCGUGGGCAAUGUUCUUCUUUGCGGUCUUCAGCGUGCCGUAUCCAGGAGACCGGCAAAGUGGGCUGGAUGCGGCCGUGCAAGAGACGUGGCUACGAGACUGUAGCCAACCUCAAGACAAGGUGUAUGGGGUCUACGGCGUGAUGACAAGAUUAGGGGUUGAGCUGCUGCGCGUCGACAUGUCUGUGACAUUGGGGAACCUGUACCACGACUUCUUUCUCGACCUGUUGCAAGCGACUCGGAACCUGAACUUGUUGCUGGCCGCGGGCUCGGCCCUGCCGGAUCAGCCAUCCUGGGUUCCUGACUGGAGACUCAAACUGGCAGACCACUGGAUCGACCCAUCCGUAUAUCUGGGCAAGCGAAUGUCUUCUGUUGUACGGGUUACCCCUAUGAAGCGAACCAAAUGGGGCCGAGGGAUGGAAGGGUACUUGGGGAUCUAUGGAUUUGGCCCGGGCGAUGGAUUAAUUGUAAAAGGUUGGAAGAUUGGCAGUGUUGCCUGGAUGGGGGCUGCUUUCACUCCCGUUUCAACAAACGUUCCAACCCAAGAAGCCGAAAAAACGCCACAUAUCCAAAACCUCGAGAUCCUUCAGGUAGCGAUGAAAAGGAGCCGGUGUUCGAGAAACAACCCAGGCUACUACGUCUUUAGUGCACCGCUCACAAGGACGGCUAAGGAACCCGACUCCAAAUUCAAAAGGCAUCACCCUAUCGAUUGGCCUGUCGACUGGAGACGGCCGUGCACCGACAUACUCGAGAAGCUGGAGCGAAAGCCACCUGUGUGGAGCGUGUUCGUAAACGACAUGUGCAACCCACUGGCAGCCAAGCGGAGGACGCUGUUCUGGAGCGACGGGCCCGCGGUAGAGGGCCUUGGUAACCUGCCUGCCAGUGCUCGAGUCGGUGACGAAGUACUACUAGUCUACGGUGUGGCACUUCCUGUAGUCCUGCGGCGACACGAUGACGGAGACGGCUUCCAACUGAUUGGGUACGCGGUGUUUGAGUCUCUGGACGUAAUGGAGGGCAAGAUAUGGGCCGAGAUGAUGGCCAAGGACGAAGGCGACGGUUUGCAAGCGUAUACGAUAAAUUAG
Molecule: messenger RNA, 3735 nt
Organism: Thyridium curvatum
Lineage: Eukaryota; Fungi; Ascomycota; Sordariomycetes; Thyridiales; Thyridiaceae
Exons: 9
Coding region: 1-3735 (1244 amino acids)
Biological process (GO): transmembrane transport
Cellular component (GO): membrane
Molecular function (GO): transmembrane transporter activity
Source: RefSeq, a predicted model, not a curated record